UUCAGAGACCUAGUCCCGGAGGCCGAUUCCAUUGGUCGGGAAUGCCCAAUUUCCUUGUGGGAGAUAGUGGAGCGCAACUUAUGAACAUGGUUCGAUCUUCAGUGGCUCCAGCAACUUGGGUUACGCAUGGGCCUCCAACAGCGACGGUUUGGCUGGUCGGGCACUCCUAUAUCCGUCGGGCUAAACAGAGAGUGUCCGUUCGUCCUGGAGGAGACACCUUGGGCUUUAGAGGGGUUCAAUUUCAAUGGCGCGGAGUUGGUGGGUUACGCUGGUUACAGGUUUUACCAGAGGUGGUGGCAAUCAGCAGAAUUACUCCCCCCCCAGUUGUGCUAGUUAUUCAUGCAGGCGGCAAUGACCUCGGCCAAAUGCGCAUUGCGGAACUUUUGUCUUUGCUUAGGUCCGAUAUAGCCAGAUUUAAAGCCUUUUUCUCUGAAAUGAUACUGGUUUGGUCCGAAAUUGUUCCCCGGCUAUCUUGGCGAGGCGCCAGGGAUCCAGAUGCGAUAGAGAGAGCCCGGCGUCUUCUUAACGCCAGAAUUUCCCGUUUUGUUCGCGACAGGGGGGGUGUUGUAGUCCGGCACCGGCAGUUAGAAGGUAUUGAUCAAGGCCUCAUGUUGCGUGAUGGUGUCCAUUUAAACGAUAUUGGCAUGGACAUUUUUCUUUCCGGUUUGCAGGAUGGUAUCGGUGAGGCUCUGUUGCGUUUGGGUGGGGGUCGGAGUUCAGGUAGGCUUACAUGAACUCCUCCGUGGCGGGGUAAAAAGUGUCCUUGCCAUUGGUUAUAUAUUCUAUCUGGUUGGCGUAACCUACAUGCCCACCGCGGCUGCGGUGGCUGGCAUCUGGAGAUUAAUGGUUAGUGAUGUAAUGGCAAGCUUUUUUCUGUUUACGUUAUGAAUAAUAAUCUGUUCAAAUAAAAGCUGUGGCCGACCCUCACCCACAUAAAGGAAGUUUUGUCUCAGCGUGAUUUUUCUAUAUGUUAAGUGUAUUAACAGCUAAGGUGUUAGUUUGCUACACAAUAAGCACAUGCCUCCUCACAGUCUGGAGGGCACCAAAGGGUGUAGCGAGGGUGCCAGUGACUGGGAGGAGGGAUGGCGGAGCUGGGGAUUGGUUGCCAGGGAGGUAGUUAGAGCAGGAUAGGUUGGGGUAGAAGGGGAGGGUGUGUAUAUAUACUGUAGUUUGCUUACCUGCUUCCUCUUCCCCUGGAUCCUGGAGCGCUGGUGGAGCUGCCCUCCCACCCUCCCGUCUUUUUCCUCCGUGUUUGUUAUGUCAUUUAUAUCUUUCUACUGUUGUUUAUAA
Xenopus laevis (African clawed frog) is the source of this 1290-nucleotide messenger RNA. RefSeq lists its product as uncharacterized. Lineage: Eukaryota; Metazoa; Chordata; Amphibia; Anura; Pipidae. The record is from RefSeq and is a predicted model, not a curated record. The transcript has 2 exons. The coding region runs from base 42 to 734 and encodes 230 amino acids.